This is a messenger RNA of Mycetomoellerius zeteki, 6472 nucleotides long. Its product is annotated as Rho-associated, coiled-coil containing protein kinase 2. The coding region runs from base 630 to 4760 and encodes 1376 amino acids. Gene Ontology annotation, molecular function: small GTPase binding; Rho-dependent protein serine/threonine kinase activity; ATP binding. Gene Ontology annotation, biological process: cortical actin cytoskeleton organization; Rho protein signal transduction; peptidyl-threonine phosphorylation. NCBI's taxonomy places the organism in Eukaryota, Metazoa, Arthropoda, Insecta, Hymenoptera, Formicidae. The transcript has 13 exons. Gene Ontology annotation, cellular component: cytoskeleton; cytoplasm. The record is from RefSeq and is a predicted model, not a curated record.
GAUCGACGCCGCGGAAGUGCCGUAACGUGGUGUCCGCUGGUGUCCACCGUCUCUCCUCCGUUGAAUCGUGGACCGCACGCACGACACGGACUCGUCGUGACUGUCGUGAUCGUGACGCGACGUUGCGAGAGGAUCGCUCAUUAGGAUUUCUGUCCGCGCGGAAACGGCGCGCGUUACCGGAGGGUUCUAGGCAAGAAAAAGAAUAAGACAGACGGAGCAAGAAAGAAGACAAAAAAGAAAGCGGAACAGAAAGAAAGAGAGAGAGAGAGAGAGACGGAUUCUCAAUUUCUGUAGCUUUUGACGACCGUUGUGAAUUGGCCAGAGUCCAUCAGAAUACUCCAGAAUUGGCCGAAUGGCGCACGCACGGCUCAGCUGUACGUCCGUGCGCCUCGCGGAAUAAUGCAUCUUCCUCCCGGGGAUUUCUCUCGUCUGGAUGACAGCGCCUGCCAGCGACGGAACGUAGGGUGACGUCGAUGAGGUGAGAAAGUAUGGAGCGUUCAUCGGACGUCGCAGUUACACCUCGCUCGAGUCGUUUCUACAUUUAGCCUUACGAUAGAUCUCGAUAGUCUUUAAUGCGACAGAAACAGUACGUUGUUGAGGCACAGUAAUCCAAACUCCUGUAAGGAGAGAUGGAUGCGGUGUGCGAUGAGGACAGGCGGAGACGCCUGUGGGCUUUGGAGGAGCGUAUAAAGGAUCCUAGAAGUGUCACGAAUAUCGACUGCUUGUUGGACACGGUUCAAGCCCUGGUAACAGAUUGCGAUCAUACCAGUGUAAAACGUAUGAAGAAUAUAGAAGCUUAUAUGAAUAGAUAUGACUCUGUAGCCCAAGAGAUUUUUAAAAUGCGAAUGCGCAUGGACGAUUUUACUUUGAUAAAAGUAAUCGGUCGCGGCGCGUUUGGAGAAGUGCAGUUGGUUAGACACAAAUCUACGCAAAAAGUUUACGCUAUGAAAUUACUUAGUAAAUUUGAAAUGAUUAAAAGGUCGGAUUCCGCAUUUUUUUGGGAAGAAAGAGACAUAAUGGCUCACGCAAACUCACCAUGGAUAGUCCAGCUCCAUUUUGCGUUCCAAGACCAAAAGUAUCUCUACAUGGUGAUGGAUUACAUGCCGGGCGGAGAUCUGGUUAACUUGAUGUCGAAUUAUGAAGUGCCAGAGAAAUGGGCAAAAUUUUACUGUGCCGAAGUGGUGCUCGCAUUGGACGCGAUACAUAAUAUGGGUUUCGUUCAUAGAGAUGUGAAACCGGACAACAUGUUGCUCGAUAGACAUGGCCAUUUGAAACUUGCCGACUUUGGCACGUGUAUGAGGAUGGAUGCUGAUGGUUUAGUGCGAUCUGAUACUGCGGUUGGUACACCCGAUUACAUAUCUCCGGAGGUUCUGCAGUCACAAGGUGGAGAAGGAGUAUAUGGUCGCGAAUGCGACUGGUGGUCCGUGGGUGUCUUUUUAUACGAGAUGUUGUUUGGCGAUACACCGUUCUUUGCCGAUUCUCUAGUCGGCACAUAUUCUAAGAUCAUGGACCACAGGAAUUCGCUGUACUUCCCUCAAAAUGUUGAGAUAUCUCACUCAGCGAAAAACUUAAUAUGUGGCUUCCUCACCGAUAGAACAAAGCGCCUGGGUCGCAAUGGCGUCGACGAAAUCAAAAGCCAUCCAUUUUUCAAGAAUGAUCAAUGGACCUUUGAUAAUUUGAGGGAAUGUGUACCGCCGGUAGUGCCUGAGCUUUCCGGGGACGAUGAUACCAGCAAUUUCGAUGAUGUUGACAAGGAGGAUGGGCCAGAGGAGAGUUUUCCAGUACCUAAAGCUUUUUCCGGAAAUCAUCUGCCUUUCAUCGGAUUCACUUAUUCGGGUGAUUACCAGCUAAUGGUUACUUACGGCAAGGAAUCCGUGGAUGGUCUUGAGAAUCACGUCAACAAUGGUACUACCGACGAUAUCAAGAUUUCGCAGCUAGAGAAUUUAUUGGAACGUGAGAGACGGCAAGUGGAGACGAUGGAGUCGAGACAGAAGGCACUAAACACGCAAUUGGAAACGAUGGCAUGUCGAGAGGUUGAGUUGCGCGAGGAAGUUAGCAGGGCGGAUAAGGAGUUGACGCUACUCAGGCACAACUAUAAAGAGGCGCAACGCAGAGUAGAGCACGAGACAGAAACUCGUCGUAAGGCGGAGUCACUGUUGGUAGAGGUAAAGAAAAAAUUCGAUGAGGAGCAGACGAGACGGGCGCGAGAUGCUAGUAACUCACAGCAGACAUCCGAGCGAGUGACGACGUUGGAGAAACAGAUCAAAGAGAUGCAAUGCAAAUUGGAGAGAGAAACGGAAACGGUUACGAGAUUACGCAAACAAGCGACGGAAAUCACCGUGGCGCGUCAAGCCGCCGAGCAAAUGGCGAAUGAAUUGCAAGUUGCCCGAGCUCAGUUGCAAGCACAGCGUGACAACUUACAACAAGAAGUUGCUACUCUCCAGGGCCAGCUUUCCAAAGAACGUAGUUCGAGAUCGCAAGCGUCAUUAUUGACGGCCGAAUUAGAGACUCGUCUUUCCACUUUGCAUCUCGAGUUAGAACGUAGCCAUGAGAAAGAGGAGAAGGCGACUCUGGACAACAGGCAACUAACUGAAAGAGUUUCUGCGUUGGAGAAAGAAGCUGCUAGCUUAACAUUGGAACUGAAAGCCGCGCAAGCUAGAUAUAAUCAGGAAGUUGUGGCGCAUCAAGAGACGGAGCGUUCGCGUAUUCUUUCCAAGGAAGAAGCCAAUCUGGAAGUUGUAAAAGGACAAAAGAAUGGAAUUUUUGAAGUAAAAUUAAACGAGGAGAAAAGUGGAAGACAACGUGCGGAAUUACUUGCGCAGGAAAAGGAACGACAGACGUCAAUGCUCUCUGUCGAUUAUAGACAGAUACAGCAACGAUUGCAGAAAUUAGAGGGUGAACACAGGCAAGAGAUGGAGAAAGCCAAAGUUUUGCAGGGCCAAGUUGAACAGGAGCAACAAAAAAGAAACGUUCUGCAGACCGAAUUAGGCCAGCAAACGUCCGAAGCCGGCAGACUUCGCGCUCGCGAACAACAAUUAGUCGGAGAAGUUGCUCAGUUGAGGGAAGCUAAGCGGCAAAUAGAAGAAGAGUUACAUCACUUGAAGACACAAAGAAACGUCGAUCAGUUACAGACAAAGGAACUGCAGGAACAACUGGAAGCCGAAGCUUAUUUCUCGACUUUGUACAAAACACAGACACAAGAGUUGCGCGAAGAGUUGGAUGAUAAAUUAAGAGCACAACAAGAAUUGGAAGAAGAACGUAGCUCUCUUGUCCAUCAGCUGCAGUUAUCUUUGGCGCGCGGUGACAGCGAAGCUCUGGCCAGAUCCAUAGCCGAGGAGACUGUGGCGGAUUUGGAGAAAGAAAGAACCAUGAAAGAGCUAGAGUACAAAGACGGAGUAACUAAGCAUCAUCAGGAAUUAAGCGCGAAGGAACAGAUCAUAAAUAGACUUAAAGAGAACGAGAGUGAAUUCAAGAAAUCAGUUGAUCAAACUCUGAAGGAAAAAGAAGACUUGAGCAAGCGAUAUAAGGAAUUGCAGGAGCAACUUGGUAAAGCACAGUCCAACGUGGAGGAAAUUGAAAAACUAAGCAGCAAAUUAAAGACUGAGCAAUUAUUGAAGCAACAGGCAGUCAACAAAUUAGCCGAGAUCAUGAACCGAAAGGAUCUUUCGUCAAGUGGAAAGAAUAAGAAUAAAGCGUCCGCUGCAGAUCUUAGGAAGAAGGAAAAAGAUUGCAGGCGUUUGCAGCAAGAACUCACUCAAGAGAGGGAGAAGUAUGGACAACUGGCAGCUAAAUGGCAAAAGGAUUUGCAGGAUUUGCAAGCGCAACUCGUAGAGGAGAAUCAGGCGAAGCUAAGGUUGCAGAUGGAACUCGACUCGAAGGACUCGGAAAUAGAAACGCUGCAAAUGAAAAUCGCGUCACUCAACUCGGAAACUGCAAGUGUCUCAUCUAUAGAGAACGACGACGGUGAAGACUCUGUCCUGUCUGAGCACGGUACGAUGAGAUUGGAGGGUUGGUUAAAUGUGCCAAAUAAGCAAAACAUUAAGCGGCACGGUUGGAAGAAGCAAUAUGUCGUUGUUUCUUCCAAGAAGAUAAUCUUCUACAACAGCGAAAACGAUAAAAUGAACGCUGAUCCGGUCCUGAUAUUAGACUUGAAUAAAGUCUUCCAUGUUAGAUCUGUUACUCAGGGUGAUGUUAUCCGAGCCAAUGCCAAAGAUAUACCCAGAAUAUUUCAGUUACUCUACGCUGGUGAAGGUGAAGCAAGGCGGCCCGGUGACGAGGGGAAUACACUGCCUGGAGUGGAUUUACCACAGCUCACAGAUAAACCUGGUACUCAGUCGCUGAAAGGCCAUGAGUUCGUGUCAAUAUCUUAUCAUAUGCCAACGACCUGCGAAGUCUGUUCGAAGCAACUGUGGCAUAUGUUUCGGCCUUCGCCGGCCCUCGAAUGCCGAAGGUGCCGUAUUAAAGUUCACAAGGAACAUUUGGAUAAGAAAGAAGAUGCCAUAGCCCCGUGCAAACUACACUAUGACCCGAACAGCGCCCGCGAGCUACUGCUGCUCGCGGCUAAUCCUGAGGAUCAAAAGUAUUGGGUCUCGCGGCUAUCCAGGCGCGUCCAGAAAUGCGGCUACAAGGCGAAUUCGCACAUGGAUGGCACGGGACAGCGCGUCUCGCCAAGGGAAUCCACAAGGUCGACUUUAAAGCCGUACUUAUCGGUGCAACAACGAUCUGCAACAUUGCCAGCGAACGCCAGUAUGGGCAAGUGAUCAUGGAAGAGACUAGUACUGGCGAUUUUAAAACAACUCCGCUUACGAUCUGAUGUCCCACUUCCUUCGAUAACAAGUGGAAAUAUCGGACUGUCGUAACCAACUAUCACGACCUCGCGAUUUUCUCUACGCACCUGACGACCGCAGUAGACUGUCAAUAAUUUCCUAGAUUGAGAGCAAUCGAAAUAGCGAUCGCGAUCGUAAUAUUACUAUUUGCAGCUAAGAGUAAGUGUGAAAUCCAAGUUUGAGAAUCGCUGGAGAAAACAGGGUUAUUUAUAUAUCGGAUGAUAAACGGAUAUGAUAUGGGAGGGAAAAUAGUCUCUUUGCGCGCCAUUGUCGUUCUCGAAACGAUAACACAGAAUCACAGAGAUGAGCUAUGUUCUUCGGAAUCGCUAGAUAGUUUAUUCGUGAGCGACGAUAAAAUAGUGUAAUAAUCUUUUUGUACAUUGUAUUCAUCAUACUCACGAUAGAUUGUAGAACAUUCUUUCGAAGGAUAAUCGAAUUUCUGUGAUGAUUUUCCUGAUUGGAACUAUACUCGACUUUGUACGCACAUUUCUUACUGCCUUUGAUAAAUGUUGUAACGGCGAAUCUUGAUGGAAACUUUUAGCUUAAGUCAUUUUUUGGAUGCUUUAAACCGAAAUUUCGGAAACUUGUAUUAAAGAGUAUAGUAUUUUGAAAUUGUUUUAUAUAUAUAUAUAUAUAUAUAUAGAACGUUUUCCGAGACCGUGUGUGUCAGUAGAUACAUGCAUGAUUCUUGUUUUUAACAUAACUUGCGUCUUAGAAUGGAUUUAUUUAAUGUCUGAUAUUUGAAGUGUUUCUGGGCAAAGUUAUGUUUUUUCGAGAAGAUAUAAAUAGCUGAACACGCGUCCGAGGAUUAACGUUUUUAUCAAAGUUUGGCACGUGAGUCGGUUCUGCGGACAUUGCAAAAAAGAAGCAAUAUGCUACUUGCAACAUUGACUACAGCGUAUGGCGCGUAUACGGAAUAUGCCAGCUUUUGUAUAGUAGAGAUUAGAAUGAUUAUGGCUGUAAGAUAAUGGGGUUUCUACAAUAAGUUCAUUACCUAAGCUUCAAAUCUUAAGCUAUAAGAAAUUGACCAAUCAUAAUCGAUUAUUCUUUUUACAUUCGACUGUAAUUGGUUAAAGUCUUAUAACUUAAAACUUAGGUAAUAUAGUUUAUUGGAUGAUGAUGCCCAUAACAAUUUUUAUUAUGAUGAUAUACAUAAGCUAAUGAUGUCCGCUGAAUCCCGACAGAGAGAAUCAAAGACAAAGAGAGAGGGAGGAAGAGAAAGAAAAUGCUAAGAGAGGACAAACUAAGAAAAUCAUGCGUAAUCGAGAGGGAGCGAUAAAAGCGAUAGAAGUGAUAGAAGCUUCGUCAUGGUGCCAUCGGCUUUGCCAUCUUUGGCAUCAAAGAAAGCUAUAAACAAGAAAUAAGAGGAAAACUAGGAAUGAUUUUAGGUUUAUUAUUAACGCGUCAUCGCCGUCUGUGUUCUUUCCAAAAUACCUCCGCGAGACAUCGUGCCGCGCCGAGACUCGUCGGUAUGAAAAGAGUCGCUUACAUCGACAUUAGUCAGCUAACUAUAGUUAUGAUUAAGUUAAACUCUUUUUUUCCAGAAAUUAAACUUAAAGUUAUCAAGCAAAUAUUAAUUAUGUGUCUUUACUCUUCCAGAGUCGGAACCUGGAAAGAGAUUCGUCUAUAUUUCUAGGAAGAACUAG